Messenger RNA from Oncorhynchus gorbuscha (pink salmon), 1701 nucleotides. RefSeq lists its product as uncharacterized. Gene Ontology annotation, biological process: negative regulation of translation; oogenesis. Lineage: Eukaryota; Metazoa; Chordata; Actinopteri; Salmoniformes; Salmonidae. Gene Ontology annotation, cellular component: perinuclear region of cytoplasm. Bases 1 to 1170 code for a protein of 389 amino acids. The record is from RefSeq and is a predicted model, not a curated record. The transcript is spliced from 2 exons. Gene Ontology annotation, molecular function: mRNA binding; zinc ion binding.
AUGGCAUCGUUUAGUUAUCAACUCCAACACCGACCGAAAAUGGAAUCCGAAAAUAAGAGUUUCCAACUGUGGCGGGACUACAUGAAGCUAGCGGACGCAGUGCGGGAGAUGAAGUUAGGGAACUUCACAUCAGAACCGUCAACCGUUGACGGUCAUCACUCCAGUAUAUGCUCGACCAUGGUGGAAUUUGAACAGUUCCCGUCGCGAGCCUUGCUGUCACCGAUAGCACCGGUGGCGACACCACCUCUACGGCACGAAAAGGAAUCCCUGGAUUCCAAAAUUGUCCCCUUGCGUAAAGACGCUCCUUUACAUCCGAGCAGAAGCGCGGGUCCCACGACUCCUACAGCAGCGUCCAGACCCUCCGUGGGGACCCGGGUCCAGAGGGAGAGAAAGAGGGCGACCCGCUCCAAGAUGCCGGAGGGAGCGCCAUCACCUGAGCGCCAGUCCUGCAGCUUCUGCAAACACAACGGGGAGUCUGAGUCUGUGUUUGGGUCCCACAGUCUAAAGGACCAGGAUGGGGGCGUGGUUUGCCCGUACCUGCGACAGUAUGUAUGUCCUCUCUGCGGGGCCACCGGGGCUCAAGCCCACACCAAGCGCUUCUGUCCCCGGGUGGAAACCACCUACAACUCUGUCUAUUUAGGGAACUUCACAUCAGAACCGUCAACUGUUGAGGGUCAUGACUCCGGGAUAUGCUCGACCAUGGUGGAAUUUGAAGAGUUUCCGCCGCGAGUCUGGCUGUUACCGAUAACACCUGUGACGACACCACCCCUAUGGCACGAAAUGGAACCCCUGGAUUCCGAAAUCGUCCCCUUGCAUAAACACGUUGCUUUACGUCCGAGCAGCACCGAGGGUCCCGAGCCCCCUACAGCAGCGUCCAGAUCCUCCGCGGGCACCCGGGUCCAGAGGGAGAGAAUGAAGGCGACCCGCUCUAAGACACCGGAGGAGGUGUCAUCACCUGAGCGCCAGUCCUGCAGCUUCUGCAAACACAACGGGGAGUCUGAGUCUGUGUUUGGGUCCCACAGUCUAAAGGACCAGGAUGGGGGCGUGGUGUGCCCGUACCUGCGGCAAUAUAUCUGCCCUCUAUGCGGGGCCACCAAGGCCAAAGCCCACACCAAGCGCUUCUGUCCCCGGGUGGAAACCACCUACAACUCGGUCUAUGUCAAGUCAUAGAAGCGCCAGCUCUGGUCCAGGCCGUUUACUGUGCUACCCUCUAGACCUACUAACAUAGUCAACUUGUUGUUGCGAGAUGGGUGGGACCAGAGCUAGAGAAGCGCUGGAGAGACUUCAGGCUGUUGUUUUGCAGACUUUCUUGAGCGUCUCUAAGCGCACUGUAUGCGGACAAUUGUAAGAGGAUUUACGAGUGGAUAUUUAGCUUAGACGCAGUUUGGAACAGGCUGACAAGUUUGUAGACUGUGUAAUUUCCUGUUAGUCGUGUGAUUUUUAUUAUUUAUUUCCUUGACUUUUUCUCGUGUUUUUUCAACCAUUGACGCGUAUUUCUGUGUAUUUAUGACGUGUGAUUAUUUGCGUGCAUUUAUUUUCAACACAUUUUGGGUUUUAGGUAGUUUUUUUUUACUUUAAAGUGUAAAUGUCUCUGUCUGUCUGUGACCAAACUAACUGCGUCUUUACAUGUUGCUGUGAGAUUUUGUAAAACCUCCCAACCUCUAAUACUGUGUCUACUAAUAAACCGCCCUUAUCAACAAA